GUUUUAUGAAAGGUAAGGUCAUGACAAUAGUCUAUAAUAUUAUAAUUAUUAUUGAAAUUGAAUUAAUAAUAAUUGUAAGUUAGAACAAAUUUCAAGUGAUCAUGCUCAUGGUUUCAAAAUUUUAAUUUUUCCUCUGCAACAAUAUUACAAUCUGCAAUAGAUAACGUAUGCUUAAAAUUACAGGAAGUAAAAUCUGUUUUAUCCAAGUUUUUAUAGGUACUGUACUAUUUAUUAUUAAGGUAUUUUAUUUUUACCUUGAGAAGUUAUUUACUACUUUAAUAGAUGCUGAAUGCAAACUUGUCAAAGUUUGUAAGUGGACUUGGAAAAACAGUUUGCGAUAAGAGUAAUGGGUGGACGUUGGCCGUUCGUGCAGGUAGCAGCAGCUCCAAGCUGGCCAACAGCUUCAAAGUGGUGACAAAACGCGCCGACCCCCUGGAAGAGUUGAGCUCGGGAUCCGGCCGGCACCUGGCUGCAGUCAAUUCCAACUGGGAACUGCUCGAUCCCAAUGGAUACAGUUUCUUUUUGCCGGGCAGUAUCGGCCUCGCUUGGACUGAACCUAACCACAUCGAUGUGCUAAGUCAGUUUCUUGGAAUAGACAGUUUCAACCUGGAAUGCUCAGUCCAGGACUGUCCUAUCCUUCUCCGUCAAGGUGUGAUAGACAUCUUUCCGGGAGCAAAGCUGAACAAUGGAUCCUUGACUGUGAUGACACUAACACACAAUCUAGCAAAAACAAAUAAAAAUAGAAAGAUGUCCGAGCAGGAGUGGGAAAAAAUCACCAAAUUGUUUGUGAUGGUGGCGCAGGACAUUUGCAUGAAGCUGAAAAUGGCCAACUAUUGGGCGGACUUUAUCAACCCGUUCUCGGGUCUGCCCUACCUGAACGCCUACUAUAACCCCAAGGUGACCGACUCGGACAAGCAGCUCGCGUCAGCCGGCUUCUCAGUGCGCCACGCCAACAACUGUCGCGUAAUCGCCAAAUCGGCCAAACCGAGCACCAGCAAUGUUGUCGGUGUUAUCUAUACAUCUUCGCCUACUAACAGCCCGGUGGUCCAGGACGUUACUGCGUCUCAAAUGAUGUCUUUAAGAGAUUUCGAAAUUCGUUAGAAAGACUUGAUUAAGUGAAAUAGGUCUGUACUAUAUUGUGAGAUAUUAAGUUUAAACGUUAGAAAAAUUGUAUUGUUUCAAAAAGAGUCUUAGGAAACUUAAUCAGAGAACAUUAUAUUUGUUUGUUAACCGCCAGUAAAAAAUCAUAAAUGUCACAU
This is a messenger RNA of Nilaparvata lugens (brown planthopper), 1259 nucleotides long. Its product is annotated as cobalamin trafficking protein CblD-like. NCBI's taxonomy places the organism in Eukaryota, Metazoa, Arthropoda, Insecta, Hemiptera, Delphacidae. The record is from RefSeq and is a predicted model, not a curated record. The transcript is spliced from 6 exons. Bases 283 to 1101 code for a protein of 272 amino acids. Gene Ontology annotation, biological process: cobalamin metabolic process. Gene Ontology annotation, cellular component: mitochondrion.